Molecule: messenger RNA, 1158 nt
Organism: Acanthamoeba castellanii str. Neff
Lineage: Eukaryota; Discosea; Longamoebia; Acanthamoebidae
Exons: 8
Coding region: 1-1158 (385 amino acids)
Source: RefSeq, a predicted model, not a curated record
AUGGCGGCAAUCUCGCGUAUGGUCAACGCCAUCAUUGGCUUCCACCAAGGGGACGAACGCCGCGUCAUCGUCUGCUCCAACAACCAAGUCCUCAAAGUGUUCAAGUUUCCUGAGCUGACGACCACGACGACAAUCGAUCUGAGCCGAGCGACCAAUUUUGCUGCUCUAAGCCCCGACGCUCAGUGGAUGGUGGCCGUGGGAGACAGACCAGAGUUCUACGUGUUCAAAGCGUGCGAGAAUGGCUUCCACCUCAAGCACGUCGUCCCGCACAUCGGUGACGAAGUCUCGGACGGCAACGGAAGCAACAUGGUCUGGUGGGAGCCGCAUCCACCCUACCGGUUUGCUGUGGCCUGCGAAGUCGGCGCCACGCUCAUCUUCGCCUACCCUGGAGACGAGGACUGGAGCCCGAAUCCGCUCCACUACCUGUGGAGCCGCGACAUUGCUCCCUGGGCGCACGCCACAUCAUAUCCCGUUCCCGAAAUAACAUGGCGUGAUCAGCUUGACAUUGAGAGCGGGCAGAAGAUGUCGUCGGUCAAGUUCAUCUCCACGAGCAGCGCCACAGAGACCGGCAGCAGUCUGCUGGUUGCCUGCACCGCUGGGCAGCUCAUCCACGUCUUCGACCUGGAGCGAAAACUGCGACAGGCCAUCGAACUCAAGUCGCUCCCCUGCGUCGUCGCCCUCCGAGCCUACGCUUCCGCCGCCGCUGUCACCGCCACCGCGUUGCCGCCUCUGGUGUCGACGUCGCCGCCCUCGGCACCUAUGACGAUCGCUUCGGCGGAAACGGACUUCUCGGCCUCCGGCUCCUCCGCUUCUUCGGAAGGCGCCGCCGCGAUGUCUCUUUCCGAGUCGGAGGAAGACAGCGACAGUGAUAACGGCGGCGAGGAGCAGGCGAUGGCGAUCGAGGACCGACUGCAGACGCUCGAGAUCAGCGGCAUCGUGGCGAGCGCCGACGGGUCCAAGCUCUACGUGAGCUUCGAGGCUGCCCCCGGCGAGGAGGGCUACAUAGUGGAGCUGGUGGUGAACAAGCUGAUGUCGCUCCGGAACCAGUGCAUCCGAUUCGUGAAGCAGAACCUCGGCGCGUGGCGCGGCUUCGACUGGGAGAGACACCUCCCCUCCACCCUCCUCUCCGAGAUCUUCUCGCCCUACAAGUUCCCCUGA